AUGGAUGAAGAGUUCAUUAAGCAGAUGUGGCCAUUUGAAAAGAUGGAGUUCAUGGGGGUGGAUGCAGAAGGUACUGCAAGAGGUUUGUUAUGCAUUUGGAAUCCAGAUAGAUUCAGACUUGAGGAGUGCUACAACUCAAGGCAGUUUGUUAUGCUUUCAGGAAUUGCUAGAGUGGAUUUUAAAUGCACUAUAGUUAAUAUUUAUGCCUCAAAUGAUGUAGUUAACAGGAGAUUAAAGAGGAAAUUAGCUAAUCUCAAGGCCCAUCUUAAAAGAUGGAAUUCUGAGGUUUUUGGAAACGUGGAUGUUCAAUUAAAGAGGGCAGAGGAGGAGUAUCACAAAUUUGAUUUGGUAGCUGAAUCAAGGACUCUAUCUGAGUCUGAAAUGCUUAGAAGGAGGGUCGUAAGAACUCUAGUGUGGAAUUUGAGUAGGAGAAAAGAGAGUUUAUGGCAUCAAAAAUCUAGAAUUGUGCGGGCUAAGUGUGGUGAUAAGAAUGCAAGGUUUUUCCAUAUGAUGGUAAGUUCUAGGCAAAGGAAAAAUAUGUUGGAUUCGGUUGUGGAAGGGGGAGUGAGGUUGGUGGAACCAGAUGAAGUUAAACAGGUAGUGUUUAAUUACUUUGCAAAAAGAUUUACUGAGGAGUGGUGUUCAAGGCCUAAACUCUCUGGCAUAUUUUCAUCUAUCAACUCUAGGCAAAAUGAUAAUUUGGUAGCAGCAUUCACAGAGCAAGAGAUUUGGGAAGCUAUACAUGAUUGUGAUGGGAAUAAAGCUCCUGGGCCAGAUGGGUUUAACAUGGCUUGCUUUCAGAAAUGCUGGAAGAUAAUGAAGAAUGAGAUUCUGCAGUUCAUGACUGAAUUUCAUGAGAAUGGUAAGCUGGGUUUCAGGUUUGAAUAG
This is a messenger RNA of Camellia sinensis, 888 nucleotides long. Lineage: Eukaryota; Viridiplantae; Streptophyta; Magnoliopsida; Ericales; Theaceae. The record is from RefSeq and is a predicted model, not a curated record.